AACACAUUUUUCAUGAAAAUUAUAUAGAAUUAUGCAUAUUUAUUGAAUCAAAUAGUAUAAAACCUUUUAGUAUAUAUAUGGAAUAAAAUAAAAAGGGUGAAUUUGUAAAUAUUAUGAUAGUGGAUAAAGUAGAUCUGAGUAGUGGAUGAAUACUAGACAAAAAAAGAAAAAUUAGGCAUUUUAAUUGAAUCAAACAAUAAAAUUUCAAUGGUAAAUACAAAUACUAAAGAGAUGCGUUCGUAAGUGUUGAUAGCUGUCAAAUUAAAUCUGAUUUUGAUUAAUGACAUUUGACAAUAAACAAAAAAAGAAGAAAAAUGUGGUACGUUUAAUAAAAUUAUUACUUAAAUGAAAAAGUUUUGAAUAUUUACAAAUGAAUGAAAAUUAUUUAGAUAGUGUGAGGCAGUCGCUUUACGAUCGUAAGAAUUACAGAAAAGAUUCAAACGAAGAGGAAUUACAAAUAAAAUCGAAAACGAAGCGAAUACAAUAUGGAGGUCAUUUUUUGAAAGGUAAAUCGAAAAAAAAUGUAAAGUUAAACAACACCGAAAGUGAAGAUUUGUUCGAGGUAUCUGAUAAACAUGGUGCUAAAAAGAAAAAAAAGGCCAGAAAAAAUACUAUUGUAGAUUUCAAUUUAUCACCUUCAACGUCGGAAAAUUCCGUUGUUUUUAAGAAAAAAAUUAAAAUCGGUUCAAAAAAACGGAGAAAAGCAUCAAAAACCGAAUUGGAUUCAGAUGAAAGUUUCGAUUUUAAUACAUAUUGUAGUUCAAGAGAGCAUAGUUUUAAUGAAUCCUUAAUAGAACCACAUAGUGGAAUAGAUUAUGAAUUUCCAAAAUCUAGUAAAACUCGUGGAAAAAUAAAGAGUAAAAAGAUAAACGAGAAAAAGAACGCGAAAAAAUUUGAAAAAAUUAUCAAGUCUACUAAAUUGAUUAAAAAAACGUCUAACAAAAAAAAAGAUUCUACUGAUUUUUGUAUAGAAAAUGAUAAUGGAGCUUGUACAAGUAAUUCAAUGUUACUAAAUGAACCGAUUGAGAUUGUCGAAUCACCUGAAAUGAUACAAAAUGAAGUACAAGAAACUCCAAAAGUGAAUUUCUUAUGUUGUGAUAGCGAAGAAGAAAAAAUUGUGCUUCUUGAAGAAAACCACUCAAUUGCAUGUUACGGUUUCUGUUUAUUAAAAGUUUUACAUGGAAAUUUGGAAAUUUUGGGUUAUAAUUUGCCAAAAAACCGCGAAAUUCCCUUAUUUUCUCCACGAGGAUCCUCCCUGUUAGUUAUUACAAACAUUACGGAUGAAAAAUCAAAUGAUACUAUAGAAAACAUUGAAAAAACACUGGAAAAAUUGAAUUAUCUCAAAGAUAUGCAAAUUAAGGAGACUACUGCAGUUUUUCUUUGCACAAAAGUAAAAUAUUAUGAUAUAGAAUUUAUAGAAAACCAUAUAUCUCAACAGAUAUUCCCUAAAGUAGAUAAUUUGAUUUCCCCCCGAAUUAUAUUUGAUCCUGAAGAACAGUUCAAUGUUAUUAAUAUCAACCCCGAUUGGGCGAAUAUCGUCGAUUCAGUAACUACCCUAACAAAGUUGCUUAUAAUUGGUGGUAAAGGUGUUGGAAAAAGUACGUUUUUACGUUAUACCAUAAACAAGCUUCUAACUAGAUUUGAUAGAAUAAACAUCGUCGAUUUGGACCCUGGACAAUCAGAAUUCAAUCUACCAGGAUGUAUUUCUAUUGUAAAUAUUACAGAACCCGUUCUAGGACCUAAUUACACCCAUCUUCAACGACCUGAAAGAUCGUAUCUAUCCAACAUCAACAUCGGACAUAACCCGAAAAAAUACAUAAAAUGCAUCAAACUAUUAAUGGAAAAUGUAGUACAAGAUGCACCUAUAGUGAUUAACUACAUGGGAUUCGUACACGGUAUAGGGAUAAACAUAGUUUCGUCCGCUAUAACCUUCAUCAGACCAACUGACGUAGUACAAAUCGAUAGUGUCAGUGGAAAAAAAAAUUUUAUAACCGACAUCAACCCUCGGAGUGUAGAAGCGCAUUGCGGUUUAUUCGGUGGGGAUUCGGCAGGGUUGGAUUUCAAAACUUUCAAAAUAAACUCGUCGUCGGAUGGUAUCAGCGGAUGGUCACUGGAACCUAGACAAGUACGAGAUAUGUGCGUUUUGUCUUACUUUGGAAAACUAAUUAACCAACAAACCGAUUGUUUAACUAGCGAAAAUGUUCCUGUUUUCAAAAUAAGUUUAUCUAAUAUAAAAAUCGUUGAUGAUCAAGGGAACGAGAUACCUGCGGCUGCCGUUAACGCGAAUCUCGUCGCUUUAUCAACUCAAAUAGAAAAUAAUGAAUUUUUCGAAAUAGUCGGUCACGGUAUUGUUAAAGGUAUCGAUAAUAAAACGAAAAUUUUAUAUUUAAUAACCCCGGAAACGUUCCAUGUAUUAAAAAAUGUUUUUUAUCUUGUACUUACCAGUGUGUAUUUACCACCUUCUGUUUACAUGACCCACAAAGAUAUUAAUGGGUGUAUACCUUACGUAAUGGACGGGGAAUACGAGUCGUUAGGACGAAUUACCAAACGAUCUUACAUACCAAUCAAUAAAAAAUAAAUGUAAAAUCUCUGUGGACAUAUUUUUUUAUUAUAUGUUAAAUAAAUAUUAAAAUUUCAUCAUGAAGUUUCAUUUCGUUUAAAUAAAAUAUUUAU
Molecule: messenger RNA, 2673 nt
Organism: Diorhabda sublineata
Lineage: Eukaryota; Metazoa; Arthropoda; Insecta; Coleoptera; Chrysomelidae
Product: polynucleotide 5'-hydroxyl-kinase NOL9-like
Exons: 3
Coding region: 371-2578 (735 amino acids)
Biological process (GO): cleavage in ITS2 between 5.8S rRNA and LSU-rRNA of tricistronic rRNA transcript (SSU-rRNA, 5.8S rRNA, LSU-rRNA)
Cellular component (GO): nucleus
Molecular function (GO): polynucleotide 5'-hydroxyl-kinase activity
Source: RefSeq, a predicted model, not a curated record